AUGGAGGACCAAGUUGAUUUCGACAUCAAUGAAUCUCUAAAACUUUACCUCAGCGAUGUGAUGACUAUCGCCACGCCUGAAGCGAGCCCAGAAUUGAUCGACUGCGAAAAUGAUCCCGACAGCCUUUCACCGGGGUCGGUGGACAGUGCAUUGGACUCAGUAAUAGACUUGAUCACGGAGAACCCGGAAGCACUGCUCAGAAGCUCGACAUUCGAUACCUUACAAUUUUUGUUAAAGCAUUCAUCCGUCCUGUCUACCCAAUCUCUGGGUAAGGUCCUCACUUUGAUCGUUUCUGGACUAUCGACCACCGCAGACAUUGCAAAUCAGGACAUCGAAAAUGACGAACAAGAGACUCUGCCACAACAUAAACGCUUGCUGGAAAUGUACGCAUUCCUUCUUCAAUGGGCCGUAUCCGCCGUCGAAGCCAAAGCACAGGAAAAGUCGAGCGCGGCGCCAGCAAGAAGAGGUGGGAAAGGGGCAAAAUCAAAAUCAGCUGCCAAAGACAAUUCCUGGGAUUCUUCCGAUCAGAUCCAGAGUGCAAUGGAUGUCAUGUGUCGGGUGAUGAAGCUCAAGCUGAAUCGCAUCUUCCAGACAACCUCUGAUCGCGACACAUUCAUCAAUCUAUUUACGAGAUCUAUCUACUUGAUCAUGGAGAGCGAGACCAGGGUCAAGAUUACAGCUGUCCGCAUGUUUUGCUUCAAAGUGCUCUGUGUCGCGGUGAAGCAUCAUGGUCAUGCUCUUGGGGCACAGACCUCGAUUGUCCAAAACCUCACAUACUUUGAGCAUUUGUCAGAACCGAUGGCCGAGUUUCUCCACAUCCUGUCCGAACAGUACGACUACCCUCAGCUGUCUGCCGAGAUUCUCAGGGAGUUGGCCGCAAAGGAAUUCAGUCAAAACGACAACAAAGGGCCAAAGUCGGUUUCCGCCUUUAUCAUCAAACUCUCGGAGCUUGAACCAAGACUUGUAAUCAAAGAGAUGGGCCUGCUGGCCAAAUUCCUUGACAGCGAGGCACAUACCUUACGAUGUGCGGUGAUUGAAGUCUGCGGAAACCUGCUUGCAGAUCUAAGCAGACAAGAAGAGAAAACUGAAACCACCAAGAUACAGAUCAAUGCUUUCUUCGACACCCUCGAACAACGGUUUCUUGACACAGCACCUUUCUGCAGAGUACGGGCAAUGCAAGUCCUCACCAAGAUAUGUGAUUUAGAGCAGAAGUUUCCUAAGAGGAGACAGAAUGCUUCCGAACUUGCCAUGCAGAGUCUCCAGGACAAAAGCAGUAACGUUCGGCGGAACGCUAUCAAGCUGCUGAGGAAGCUGGUUUCUUCGCACCCAUUCAGCCUAAUGCACGGCGGCCAGCUUUCACACAAGGAGUGGACAGAAAGACUCGAGGCAGUGGAAUCGCAAUUAGACGCUCUGAAGCCCCCACCCGAGUCUCCUGGAAUGGCGCGCACAGCUGCAGGCGAAGAGCAGGUUGACCAAGAUCUUCUUGACGAUGCUACUCAGGCCGAAGAAGAACCCCAGGAGAUGACUGAGGAAGAGAAGAUUGCUGCAGUAAAGAAGGCGCAAGAAGAAGCCGCAACGUCUGAGGUAAUCGGCAAACUCCAACUGACUCGAAAAUAUUAUCUCGAGGCGCUCAAAUUUAUCGAGACCAUUCACGACGCCUCGGAGAUCGCAGUUCAGUUGUUGUCGUCACCUAACAAGUCGGAAGUUAUCGAUGUGAUGGACUUCUUCGUCACGAUUGACGCAUUCAAGGUUGAGACUGCGCGAAAGGGCAUUCGCCGAAUGAUGCGGUUGAUCUGGACUAAAGGAAACAGUGAUGAGGGCAAAGGAGUCCAGGCUCAUCUAAUCGACAACUACAAAAGUCUCUUCUUUGAUGCCCCCGAUAUGUUCAGCACGAAUGAUGCGGCCAAUUUCGUCGCUAGAAACAUGAUCAGCUUGACAUUCGGUGCCACACCUGCAGAAUUGACCUCGCUUGAACAGCUGCUGAGCACUAUGUUUAAGGCCGGUCACAUUUCCGAGUUAGUAAUUGCCAAGUUAUGGCAGGUGUACGGCGUCAACAAGGAAAUCUCCAGGGCACAGAGGAGGGGUGCCAUCAUCGUGCUCGGAAUGAUUGCUCUCGCAAGCCCAGAGGUCGUGGUGAAGGAAAUCGACACGAUGUUACGAGUCGGUCUCGGACAACUAGGCCGAACAGAUUUCGUGCUCGCCAAAUUCACCUGCGUUGCCCUCCGACGCAUGAUACCAACUACAAAGAAGGUGCAAGAAAAGACUGCUUCUGCCGGUCUUUCGAAGAUGUCCAACAACCAUGAGGUUCUGCGUAUGCUGGCAUCGAUCCUCCUGACCACUUCGGCAAGCAAAGACUGGUAUGGGAUGGCGGAACAAGCCAUCAGCGCCAUUUACGUACUCUCAGAUCAUCCAGAUGUUCUAUGCUCUGAAGUGCUUAGACAGAAGACUCGCCUUGUCUUUCAGCAGACGAAAGACCUGUCGUCGCUAUCCAGGACGCCCUCUCCGGAACCCGAUGCAAUGGACAUUGACGGGGAAGAGCAAGUUACAAACCCAGAGGCCGAACCGCAUGAGCCAGUACCUACCGAAACCAAGCAGGAGAAGCCCUCGAUUGCACUCUCACAGCUGUUGUUUGCUGUCGGCCACAUAGCCGUUAAGCAAAUCGUGCAUCUGGAGUUAUGUGAACUCGACUUCAAGCGACGGAAACAGGACCAAGAAAAGAACAAGCCAGUGGCCAAUUCUUCUCCCGACAAGUCAUCAGCUCCUACGCCAGCCCAGCGGAAGAGAACUGCCGCAGAAGAGGUCCUUGCAGAGAAACAGAAAGAGGAAGAAAAGGACGAGCUCGACUUGAUCGGCGGCACGACCGAAGAUGACUUCACCGAGGCGAUUGUGCAUAUUCGGGAACGGGAGUUGCUCUACGGGUCACAUUCAUUGCUCGCGAAUUUUGGUCCCCUGGUAACGGAAAUUUGCGCCAACAAUACAGCUUAUAAGGAUCGAAACCUCCAAGCUCAGGCGACGCUGUGCCUGGCCAAGCUCAUGUGCGUGAGUAGUGAGUACUGCGAGAAAAACUUGCCGCUCCUGAUCACCAUCCUGGAACGAUCCACCGACCCUAUUGUCCGCUCCAACGCUGUGAUUGCGUUGGGCGACAUGGCAGUCUGCUUCAACCAUCUCAUUGAUGAAAACACCGACUUCCUCUACCGGCGGCUGAACGACGCGGAUGAAAGUGUGAAACGAACCUGUCUGAUGACAUUGACAUUCCUCAUCUUGGCAGGACAGGUCAAGGUCAAGGGUCAGUUGGGAGAAAUGGCCAAAUGUCUUGAAGAUGCAGAUAAGAAGAUCGCAGAUCUAGCACGCAUGUUCUUUACCGAAUUGGCCACCAAGGACAAUGCUGUGUACAAUCAGUUCGUCGACAUGUUCAGUGUGCUCACUCAAGAAGGGCCUCUGGAGGGUGGCGUUAUGGAGGAGGAAGCAGUCAAGAGGAUUUUGAAGUUUUUGUGUGGCUUUAUUGAGAAGGACAAACACGCCAAAAAUCUGGCUGAAAAACUGGCAGCUCGUCUGAACCGGUGCGCGAAUAAGCGUCAAUGGGACGACACAGCAUACGCGCUGUCAUUGCUUCAGCACAAGAAUGAGGACAUUACGAGGAAGAUCCAAGAGGGAUAUAGGGUGGUGGAGACGGAGGCGUGA
Fonsecaea multimorphosa CBS 102226 is the source of this 3681-nucleotide messenger RNA. RefSeq lists its product as uncharacterized. The record is from RefSeq and is a predicted model, not a curated record. Gene Ontology annotation, cellular component: nucleus; condensed chromosome, centromeric region. The transcript is spliced from 3 exons. NCBI's taxonomy places the organism in Eukaryota, Fungi, Ascomycota, Eurotiomycetes, Chaetothyriales, Herpotrichiellaceae. The coding region runs from base 1 to 3681 and encodes 1226 amino acids. Gene Ontology annotation, biological process: meiotic chromosome condensation; mitotic chromosome condensation; mitotic cell cycle. Gene Ontology annotation, molecular function: histone binding.